This is a messenger RNA of Puccinia triticina, 900 nucleotides long. RefSeq lists its product as uncharacterized. Lineage: Eukaryota; Fungi; Basidiomycota; Pucciniomycetes; Pucciniales; Pucciniaceae. The record is from RefSeq and is a predicted model, not a curated record. Gene Ontology annotation, molecular function: chromatin binding; histone binding. The transcript is spliced from 5 exons. Gene Ontology annotation, biological process: nucleosome assembly. Bases 1 to 900 code for a protein of 299 amino acids. Gene Ontology annotation, cellular component: chromatin; nucleus.
AUGUCUGCUACUGAUGCCAGCGCUGCUGCCGCCGAACAAUUUGAAUUGGUUACCUUCGAUUCCAACCUCGAGCGCGAAUCGCAGCUCAAGGAAGCCUACGGCGAAGGGCAAUUCGACCAAGUCUUGAAAUUCGAUGAAGAACUAUUGAAAGCAGAAUGGGAAGCUUACAAUCACAAGGUCAAACUACUCGAUCCUAUCUACAAGAGACGCAGUGAAUUUGUCAAGAAAAUUCCCGGCUUUUGGCUCCAAGUUUUGACAAACGAUCCUGCUUGCCACCACCACGUUGACGCGAUCGAUAGGGACGCAUUGUCUCAUUUAGAGGACUUGACAAUCGAUCAUGACCCCAACGAUGCGAGAAGUGUGACCUUCCACUUUCAUUUUGCCAAGGGAAACCCCUACUUCUCUGACCGGAUCUUGACCAAGAAAUUCGUCGUCGAUCUUGAGGACGAGCCUGUGGCUGUGAAUGGCUCUGGCGAGAAACCAAAUCCUUUACUUGCCGAGAUGAACAAGAAAUACGAUCUCGAUCGCCAGGUCAAGUCGACUCCAGUCCCGAUCCAAUGGGCAUCUGACGAACACAACUUGGUGGCCAAAAAGCCUUGCAUGACGCUUGAAGAGUUAGAAAACCAGCAAGGCGAGAUCGAAAUCGAGGAGGCGUCUGGCAGCUUUUUCAACUUCUUUUCUUACGAAGAAGAUCGGUAUCAAUUGCACACCCACCUCUUGGAACUUCAUUCCAAAGCAUUAGAUCUCUACGCAGGAGUCGUCGAAGCCGCCAACGAAACCUUCGGGUUUAGCGAUGAGGAUUCGGACGAGGAGGACGGGGAUCCCAACCAAGUCGUCGAUCUUGAGUCUGAGUCCAACGACGAACCCAAAAAGAAGAAAGCCAAGGUAUCAUCCGCCUGA